CUGUCCAGUUCCAUGAAGAAGUGACUCAAGUCCAGUCACAGAGAAGUAGAACUGUGACCAAAACUCCUUUUAAAUAUGUGUGUGGAAGUCAAAGAAUUCAAGUUUUUUGAAGAAAAUGCUUUGAUAAACUGUUUUUAAAAUGUGUUUUUGGUGGAUUUUAAAAAGUCUUUUAAUAUUUUUAUUAAUUUUUCAUGUAAAUUGUCAAGAUGAUGAAGGACCAUAUAAAGGAAAAUACAUAGGAAAAAUCAACUCUUAUCAUCAUCAAGUUUCUGGCGAUGUUUACGCUGUAGACGAAUAUAGGCUUUUAUUUACAAAAUUUAAUUAUGAUGGAAAUGGCCAAGAUACCUUUUUCUAUGCUGGAUCAUCUAAUAGACCAGGAAUUCAAGGAUUUAUUGUUCCUGACGAACACGGAAAAACAAACAUUCUUGAACGUUACUUCAAUAAAGAUUUUACAUUAAGACUACCUGAUACUAAAGUGAUAACAGACAUUAAAUGGUUGGCUAUUUUUGACAUUUGGAACCAAAAUACGUUCGGUGAUAUUUACAUUCCUGAAGAAUUUGAGCCACCUAAAGUACAAAAAAUUCCGAAAUUAGACGGAAAAGGUAACUCGGUGGAUUCCGACCCCAUCGAGGUUAUCGACGCGAAAACUUUAAGACUGCCCAAGUUUAAAUACGAUGGAUUAGCGAAAAAAGCUCACUUUUGGGUUGGUGUGGGACCGCAACCUAAUAGCAAAGGACAAUUAGUUCCUGAUGAAUACGGAUAUGUUGAUGCGUUAAGAGCGUAUAAUGGCCAAUCAAUUAUAUUAGAGCUUCCUGGUGAUUUAACAAUAUUUAACAUCGAUUGGUUUAGUAUUUUUGAUUUAGAAACGAACACUAAUUUAGGAUCAAUAAUUAUUCCUGAAGGAUUAAACGUUCCACCAUCUUUAGUUAAAGUUAUCCCUCACAAAAGCAAUUUACCACAUUGUUUACAAUUACAUAAAAACUUCCAAUUAUCCUGGGAAAUUUUUGGCCCACAAAUCACGAUAGAGUUGGCCGGACAAGUUCGUGAAGACGAAUAUCUUUCAUUUGGGUUAUCUGGAUCUGAUGAACGAAGUCAAAUGUUGGGUUCAGAUGUUACAGUUGCUUAUGUUGAUCAACAUAAUGGUUAUGCUAUUGAUUAUAACAUUACAGCUUUAUCACCAUGUGUUAAAGUAUUAGGACAAAACAAAGGUGUCUGUAAAGAUGACUUGGUUGGAGGUCAAGAUAACUCGCAACUUUUUACAGCUUCGAGAAAAGACGGGAUUAAUGUAAUAACAUAUAGAAGAUUUUUAAGUUCAUCUGAUCAUGGUGAUAAAGAAUUCCCUCUAGACCGUGAAGUAUACAUAGUUUGGGCGAUGGGCCGAUUAGAUUCAAAGAAAGAACCAAGUUUCCACGACGCCUACUCAAAAGCAAACAUAAAAGUUGAUCUAAACGCAAAAGACGCAUCCUCGAAUUGUUUCUCAUUUACAAAAACCGACCAAACCAUCGAAGACAUUUGGGAAAAAGGCGAAAUUUACGACCGCACCAUCCGAGUUUUUAACGCGUACGUUGGCCCAUCUGGUGGUAAAAAAGGUUAUCAAGCGACCACGGGGCAACCUUCAACAACUUUAGCUUGGUACAUAAACGGUUUAUUAGCACCUGAGCUUUGGUUAAGAAGAGGAUUAACUUACCAAUUUAAAGUGAGAGGUGGUAAUAACCCCCAUAGCGCCGAAUUUUACCAUCCUUUAAUCAUUACGAACGAAGCACACGGUGGUUACGAUAAAUUAACCGAUGUUGCUCAAUCAAAAAUUCGAGUUUUAGCUGGGGUUGAGUAUACAAGACGAGGAAGACCUCGACCAACCACAGCUGGACCACUUUGUUUAGCAAAACAUCGCGAUAAUCAAGAUAGAAGACUAGACGACGAUUUCGCAACAUUUAAAAAGUUUAAUCGAUCGUUAACUUAUUCUUGUGAAGAUGGGGAUGCUGCAAUUUUAGAAAUAACACCGAAUACAACUUGGCCGGAUGUCGUUUAUUAUAAUUCGUUUACUCAAGCGAAUAUGGGAUGGAAAAUUCACGUUGUCGAUAGUUUUAAUCGCGGUAGUGAUACAACGAGGAUUUUACCUAAUUUAAACGUUAUAGUCGCGUUGUUACUUGUUAAACAAUUAUUAAGAUUGUUUAAUUAAAGUGAUGACGAGACAAGGGGAGUAGACAGAGUUUUAAUUUUGGAUUGAUUAAUACUUUUUGUCAUUUAGAAUUUUGAAAUUGUAAUUUUUAUGUUAGAAAAUGUAAGGUUAUUUAAAAGUAAGAUUUAAAUUAUUAAAAAAUAA
Onthophagus taurus is the source of this 2323-nucleotide messenger RNA. RefSeq names its product cytochrome and DOMON domain-containing protein knickkopf (gene knk). The record is from RefSeq and is a predicted model, not a curated record. NCBI's taxonomy places the organism in Eukaryota, Metazoa, Arthropoda, Insecta, Coleoptera, Scarabaeidae.